GAAACACUCACUCGACCAACUGCUUGGAGGAAAUCCGUCGUAAACAAAGGGGAAUACGUGUACCGUGUUCAAUACUUUAUUUGCUAGUGUGUCCGACGUGCCGGACGUCUCUCUCCAGUGUUGUCGAACCACGUUUUGUUUGCUCUAUGUUCCCCUCAUUCAGCUUGUUCUGGUUUACUUGGUUCGAGUAAGGUUGAGGGUUGAGCCAGUCAUUGAACAGCUUCAGUGUCGCCAUGGAUUCCGCAGACACCAAUAUGAGGAAUCCACCCAAUGAAAACACACCAAAUGAGAACCCACCCAAUGGUGACAGUGUGGAUCCACCAACACCAUGGCUAAAGUAUCUUGUUGACAGCAUUCAAAGCCGACCAGUUGUGCCACACGCCAAAAUGCCGGUGGAAAGGACUGCAGUGUACUACAACAUGAACCACAAGAAACGUGGAAUAGCAAUCAUUUUGAACCAUGAACAUUUCAGAGCAAAUCUGAACCUGAGGUCACGUUCAGGUACCAACCUUGAUUCCAAAAAACUGGAAAAUACUCUUCAGGGCCUUGGGUUUGAUCCGUGGUCUUAUUAUGACCGGUCUCUAGAGGAAGUUCAUCAAAUUAUAGCUAAAGCCUCUACCCUGGAUCACUCAGAUCAUGAUGCCCUGAUUGUUGUGGUAUUGACCCAUGGUGAGCAGGGAAUUCUCUAUGCCAAUGAUGGAGUCUACAAGCCAGACAGUCUUUGGCUCCCAUUUACAGCAGACAAGUGCAAAUCUCUAGCUGGAAAACCAAAACUAUUCUUCAUUCAGGCUUGUCAGGGCGACAAGCUUGACUCAGGAGUGAUAAUGAGGCCUACUGAAACAGACAGCGGCACUGGUUCAUACAAGAUUCCCAUCCAUGCUGAUUUCCUAAUUGCAUACUCAACAAUACCCGGGUACUACUCUUGGAGAAACACCUCAAAAGGCUCCUGGUUUAUGCAGGCUCUGUGUGAAGAGCUGAAUGAGAACGGAUUUCUUCUAGACCUUCUUACUAUAAUGACAUUUGUUAAUCAGCGUGUGGCAUUUGACUUUGAGUCUAAUACACCAGAUAAUCCUGGAAUGCAUCAGCAGAAGCAAAUACCAUGUAUUACAUACAUGCUGACUCGACUAGUGAAAUUUACUCGCAAACAGAACUAAGUUGCUAAGUCUAAAUAAUUAUUGGUGCUUGUGUCAGCUUAUGACUUAAGGCUUUUAAGACUGUUCAUAGCAUUUUUGCACCAAUAAUUUAUUUUUGUUUGAUGCUGGCAGACCAUUACUUAGGCCAAUUGAAGCUGGUGGAGGUGUUGAAAAAAUGUUCGAUAGGACCAAUUGCCCUUAGUUUUAUCACUUUAUUACUUUUUCUGUCUUCUAAAUUGUUUCAAUUUUAGCAGGUGUUACCCAUAUAGCUAAAGUGUGUUUGAUUUAGUUCAGCUGAGAAUGCUAGCUAUUACCAUCAUGUUCCUCCUCUGCAUUGUGUUUUUUAAAAUAUUUUUUUGAACAUCAGUAUUGUAAAUUUAAGUAUAAUCACCAUAAUUUAUUUUUCGCUUGAGAAUUUUAGAGUGCUGAAUUUGCAUUUAUUUUUUACUUUUGAUACAUUUUGUAUUUGAAUGUGAUAUGAUAAGGCUGUCCUUUGGGUUGUCAAUCAUGUUGGAAAGGAAUUAUUCACAAGAAUGGAUUGAUUGCUUUUGUACAAAUCAUGAAAUCCUGAAUGUUUGCACUGCCUGUCUCUGUACUUGUUGGUCUAAGACAAUUCGGGAUCUUUCAAUAAAAAAAAAAACAUAAAA
Thrips palmi is the source of this 1780-nucleotide messenger RNA. RefSeq names its product caspase-1-like. The transcript has 7 exons. Gene Ontology annotation, biological process: apoptotic process; proteolysis. Lineage: Eukaryota; Metazoa; Arthropoda; Insecta; Thysanoptera; Thripidae. The coding region runs from base 234 to 1154 and encodes 306 amino acids. The record is from RefSeq and is a predicted model, not a curated record. Gene Ontology annotation, cellular component: cytoplasm.